Messenger RNA from Tauraco erythrolophus (red-crested turaco), 1307 nucleotides. It is a transcript of the gene ATP6V1C2, whose product is annotated as ATPase H+ transporting V1 subunit C2. Gene Ontology annotation, cellular component: vacuolar proton-transporting V-type ATPase, V1 domain; lysosomal membrane. NCBI's taxonomy places the organism in Eukaryota, Metazoa, Chordata, Aves, Musophagiformes, Musophagidae. Gene Ontology annotation, molecular function: proton-transporting ATPase activity, rotational mechanism. The record is from RefSeq and is a predicted model, not a curated record. Gene Ontology annotation, biological process: proton transmembrane transport.
UUUAGCCUGAGACACAGGACUGACUCAAAAAAAAAAAAUUAAUCUGCUCCAACUUUUUCUGUUCUUAGGGAGGAGCCUGUUUUGUGCUGUGCUCUUUUAGCCACUUUACCUGCUUUGUGUUUCUACAGUGACCAAGAGCGAAGGGAAAAUAUUAGAUCAUGUCGGAGUUCUGGCUAAUUUCUGCCCCAGGAGACAAAACGAAUCUGCAGGCAUGGGAGAGGAUGAACACGGUGACAUCGAAAUCCAACCUGUCUAUCAACAGCAAAUUCCAUAUUCCAGACUUAAAGGUGGGGACACUGGAUGCUCUUGUUGGUCUGUCAGAUGAGUUGGGAAAACUCGAUUGCUCUGCUGAAAGCGUAAUAAAGAAAAUAGCCCAGUACAUAGGAGAAGUUAUGGAGGACUCAAAAGAUAAAGUCCAGGAAAAUCUUCUGGCCAAUGGAGUUGACCUAAUUAGCUACCUGACACGGUUUGAGUGGGACAUGGCCAAAUAUCCCAUAAAGCAGCCGCUGAAGAAUAUAACAGAAGCAUUAGCAAAGCAAGUGACUCAAAUAGAAACAGACCUAAAGACCCGAUCAGCUGCAUACAACAACAUUAAAGGAAAUUUGCAAAGCCUGGAGAAAAAAACUGUGGGAAAUCUGCUGACUCGGACCCUAGCAGACAUUGUGCAGAAAGAAGACUUUGUUCUGAAUUCCGAGUAUCUUAUCACGCUGCUCGUCGUGGUGCCAAAGUCAAGCUACAUACAGUGGCAGAAGACCUAUGAAUCCCUCUCUGAUAUGGUAGUGCCUCGCUCCACCAAAAUGAUUGCUGAGGAUGCAGAGGGAGGACUCUUCACUGUGACCCUAUUUAGAAAAGUGAUGGAUGAUUUCAAGGCUAAAGCCAGGGAGAACAGGUUCAUGGUUCGAGAAUUUUAUUUUGAUGAGAAGGAACUGAAAUGUGAAAAGGAAGAGCUGAUGAAAUUAGCUUCUGAUAAGAAACAACAAUAUGGCCCGUUACUGCGCUGGCUGAAGGUGAACUUCAGUGAAGCGUUUGUGGCAUGGAUUCACGUAAAAGCCUUGAGAGUUUUUGUUGAAUCUGUCCUGAGGUACGGCCUCCCAGUGAAUUUCCAAGCAAUGCUGCUGCAGCCAAAUAGGAAGUCUGUAAAACGCCUGAGAGAUGUCCUAAACCUGGUUUUCAAGCACCUGGAUGAAGUCGCAGCAGCAAGCAUAAUGGACCCUGGCAUGGACAUCCCUGGUUUACAACUGAGUAAUCAAGAAUACUAUCCUUAUGUCUAUUUCAAGAUUGACCUCAGUAUUCUUGACUGCAGUUAA